This is a messenger RNA of Nasonia vitripennis (jewel wasp), 4172 nucleotides long. RefSeq names its product ER membrane protein complex subunit 1 (gene EMC1). The record is from RefSeq and is a predicted model, not a curated record. Gene Ontology annotation, biological process: protein folding in endoplasmic reticulum. NCBI's taxonomy places the organism in Eukaryota, Metazoa, Arthropoda, Insecta, Hymenoptera, Pteromalidae. Gene Ontology annotation, cellular component: EMC complex. Gene Ontology annotation, molecular function: protein binding. Bases 186 to 2984 code for a protein of 932 amino acids. The transcript is spliced from 13 exons.
GGGGGCGAGAGGAUAUCGUCGUAGCAGCUGCUCUGCUGCCUGGCGCGACGGCACAUAUAUAUAUAUAUAUACUAUACACCUAUAGGUACACGUACCCCCCCGCUCGAGACCCAUCAUCCAGCAUAAUAUAGGCUAGGUCGCGUACGAGUGUGUACGACGACGACGUCGACUCAACCCACAUCGCCAUGGCUCCUUCGCUGAUCGCGAGUCCGAAUUUCCGAGGAAACUUCAACCGGCUGUUCACAGACUCGCAGUUUCUCCAGUGUCUCAUCCUCCUCUUCAGUUUGUUCAACCUUUCGCUCUGCCUCUACGAGGAUCAGGUCGGCAAGUUCGACUGGAGACAAAACUAUGUGGGCAAAAUCAAAUUUGCUAGUUUUGACUCAGUCUCUACGGCAAAAAAGAUCAUUGUAGCCACUGAAGAAAAUGUCAUUGCUGCUCUGAACAUUAAAACAGGUCAAAUAUUAUGGAGGAGAGUUUUGGAAAAAGGAUAUGCUGGUCGUAUACGAGCAAUGGAAACUACUAUGGAUGGGGAACUCAUUUCAGUCAAUGGAGGAGUUCCUGCUAUAGUGCGUUACUGGAAUUCAGCUACUGGGCACAUCAUCAACGAGUGGACACUGGCUGAGCAAAAUCCAGAUAGAAUAGAGGAUGUUAAGUGGCACAUUAAAGAUGGAACAUUACAUCACAUAUUACCAAUUUACAACAGUGGAAUUGAAGUUACUUCAUAUGAUAGCAAAACUGGUGAAAAAUUGAAAACUACAAAGAUUUCAGCGCCCUUUAUAUCUCAAGACACAGAAUGUGUCCUAGCAGCUCCACACUAUGUUUGCUUGAAGAGUGAUAGCGUGAUAUUAUUCUCAAUUAAUAUAUUUAAACCAAAACAACAGCCAGAGACAUUAACAAUUAAUCAUAUAAUGGGUUCUGGUUCCCAAGGACCUUAUCGUAUUUCUCUUGUUCCUGGCAAUGUAGCUGCCAUAUCAAUCAGUGCUGAUAAUAAUCGUAGAAAGCGUUUAAUGUAUGUUCACGAGAAUGAAAAUCUUACUCUUCAUACGCGAGAUAUCGAAGGAGACAACUUUUUAUAUGUUAAUAAGUUUGGUGACAAUAUUGUAGUAUUAGAAUCAUCGUAUGAUAACAAAGUAACAACAAUUACUGCUACUGAACUCAAUAAACCUGAUGCUCAACCUGAGAAGAUAGGAUCUUUGAACCACAAAGCACUUUAUAAUCCUGCAUUAGUUGCUAUAGAUUGUACUUAUCAAUCAAUGAAAGCUAAAAUGUGCAAAUAUCUAAUGACGUCGGAGGAUCACAGCAUCAGCCUACUACAGCAAAAAGUAUUCUGGACGAGAGAAGAAGCUUUGGCAAACAUCGUCGCCGUUGAGUUUAUAGAACUGCCCAUGUCGGAGCGGGAUCGAGCUAUUGAAACAGAAUUCGAUCAAAAAGAGAGUCUUGAUGUAGACAGUUCAUGGGACGUUAUCGGUAUGUUGGUGCGUCGUCUGACUUCCCAGGCCAACCAGGCAAGCACUUUCAUCCAAUCUCUACUGGGGCUGGAGCCGCAGCAGUCCAGCGAACGAGCCGAUUUAGUGCGCGACAAGUUCGGCUUGCACAAAAUGAUCGUGGCUGUUACUUCGGCUGGAAAAAUAUUUGGUAUCGAGUCAAAGAAAGGCGAGAUAAUCUGGCAGCUGCGAGUACCCAACAUUCGGGGCUUCUCUCAGGAAAGCAAUAACAUGGUCCUCUACGUGCAACGCGGUAGUCGGCACUACCCACAUCCACCUCAGUGCUCACUUCUCGCCGCUGAUAAGGAUACAGGCAACGGCAUCAUUUUCACCUUUAAUCCAAUAAACGGUGAAUUGCUUGGUGGUCUGAAGAAGCUUAACUACAAGGUAAAACAAUCCUUGUUACUUCACGCGACGACCGACAACUUCUUGCGCAGCAUCGUUUUGCUCGACGACAAGGAGCGUGUACACGUGUUCCCAGAGAACGCUAGCGCUAUCGCCACUUCUGCCGGACCCAACACCUUCAUCUUCACUGUCGAUAAGACGACCGGAGUGUUGUCUGGCUAUUCCCUUUCGUAUAGCACACCGCAGAAUCUUGUCGCUCAUAAGGUGUGGGAACUAGUGUUCUCUCCGAAGAACCAACGCAUAACACAUGUAGUCUCGAAGGAUCCCAUCGAGCGCGUGCAUUCGCAGGGUCGAGUGCUGGGUGAUAGGUCGGUGCUCUACAAGUACAUCAACCCGAACCUGGUAGCUGUUGUCACGCAAGGCACCAGCGGUGCUCACAAAAAUACCCUUAAUUUAUAUUUGCUGGACGUUGUGUCGGGUUCGAUGGUGUUCUCGAUUGUCCACAAACGCACCAAAGGUCCCGUGCAUGUUGUUCAUUCCGAAAACUGGCUAGUGUAUAGUUACUUUAACGAAAAGAGUCGCAGGACUGAGAUAGCCACUCUUGAACUUUACGAGGGAAAAACUCAGAGCAAUACCACAGUUUUUUCGUCGUUGGCAACAACUAAGUUACCAAUUGUUGAGAGGCAGGCCUUCAUUUUCCCUGCUUCAGUAGAAUCUAUGCAAGAGACAAUCACCGAGAAAGGCAUUACUAGCAAACAUAUUUUAGUCGCAUUAGCUAAUGGAGGAGUUUUGGAGUUGCCUUGGAUGCUGGUCGAUCCAAGAAGACCCGUCAAUCCAGAGAUGAGAGAGGAGGGAGUCAUUCCUUAUAUGCCAGAAAUACCCAUUCAUAUGGAUGGUAUAAUAAACUACAACCAGAGUGUUUAUAGGGUUUCUGGAAUACACACAAGUCCUAGUGGCCUUGAGAGCACAUGUCUAGUUUUUGUUCAUGGUCUUGAUCUAUUUUACACAAGGGUAGCGCCAUCAAAAACGUUUGAUGUACUGAAAGAAGAUUUUGAUUAUUAUUUAAUUGUCAUAGUACUUUCGGCUUUGUUAAUCUCUUCGUAUGUAACGAAGAAAUUAGCUUCACAAAAGGUACAAAAGCAAGCAUGGAAAUGAUGUCCUGGAUAAUUUAAUAUUUUCGAUCGUCUGACAUCUUCAAUCUGCUUUCAUUCGCAUUAAUAUGUGGAUGUCAGAUAUGAAUAAGAUGCGUUCCAACAAAAUAAUUUAAGAUAUGGCCAUUAACGAUACGAAUUACACAUUCACACGUACACAGUUACGCUUACAAACACCUAAACCUGCGCUCAAUUCAAUGAUCCUUGUAGGUAUAUGAUAGUUGUGAUACUAAUGAUUCAGGGAUCUAAUGUGAAUUAAAAGAGGAUAAACAUAAAAAUUCAUUUGAUAAAUAUAUUGAAAUAUUUGUCUAUUUGAAUUUUUAGGAUUUGAAAACCAAUAGUUGAAUGAUUUUUAGAAACAUGUUUGAAAAAAAUACAUAUACGCAUGUUUAUAGAUUUAUUUAAAUGUGAAAUUUGGACUUGGCUAAAUUAUUGAUUGGUGUCUCAUUUGUAAACGACAGUUUUUGAGUGAUAACUGUAACGAGUUAAAAAGACUGUUGAAAAGCAAAUACGUAUUGAGCGUUUAAUGGUUAAUCAAUAUUGUUUACAACUAGUAAAUAGUUAUCUUAUUUCACAAGUGCAUUUAAAGAUUCCUCAAUAUCUGCAUUCAAGUAUUAAGGCUUUUUAUAACAUCAGAAAGAAGCUUUCAGUUUCAACUGCCAAGAACUUGCAACAUCUAACGUGUACUAUUUAAAAAGGGGGAACAUUUUUCAAAGAAUUAAUGUUAGCGUCAUUGCAAACAAUUAUUUAAAAGUAUUCCAUACCUUGAACAUUAAGAUGCAAGUUGGAAUAUAUUCAUGUGUAAUAAAGUAACUAUGGUUGAAGACCGAACUUCAUUAGAAGAUAUAUUAAAUGUACAGACAAACUUUUAAUAUUGUAAGAUCUUUUGUAUCGUUGGACUAGUCUAUAUUAUUAUGUUAAUAAUUUUUAAGAAUUAUAAAACCAAAUGUGCAUAAAUGUGUAAAAGACAUUGAAAAAUUAUAAGAGGUAUCGAUACAUUUUUUCUGGGAUAAAGUUUGAUUUAAAGCAAUAUACAUUAUAAUGUUAACUGGCCAAAAUGAACCAAAGGAGAAUUCAUAGAUACAAACAUUUAUAUGUAUUAUGUAUGUACAAUCGUACAUGACUUAGAAAAAGCACAAUAAACGUGGUUUUGUACAUGAAUUAGUACAUCACUCGGCAUUUUCAAUUGUAA